Peromyscus eremicus (cactus mouse) is the source of this 701-nucleotide messenger RNA. It is a transcript of the gene Dkk4, whose product is annotated as dickkopf WNT signaling pathway inhibitor 4. Gene Ontology annotation, molecular function: co-receptor binding; receptor antagonist activity. The record is from RefSeq and is a predicted model, not a curated record. The transcript is spliced from 4 exons. NCBI's taxonomy places the organism in Eukaryota, Metazoa, Chordata, Mammalia, Rodentia, Cricetidae. Gene Ontology annotation, biological process: multicellular organism development; negative regulation of canonical Wnt signaling pathway. Gene Ontology annotation, cellular component: extracellular region. Bases 1 to 666 code for a protein of 221 amino acids.
AUGGUACUGGUGGCCUUGCUUGGACUCAGCUGGUUCUGUUCACCCCUGGGAGCUCUGGUUCUGGAUUUCAACAACAUCAAGAGCUCUGCUGAUGUGCAAGGUGCUGGGAAGGGCUCACAGUGUGCAUCAGACAAGGACUGUAACAUAGGAAAAUUCUGCUUUGAGCUGCAUGAUGACAAGUCAUUCUGUGCCACAUGCCGCCGAGUUCGAAGGAGGUGCCAGAGGAGUGCCAUGUGCUGCCCAGGAACGGUCUGUGUGAAUGAUGUCUGCACUGCUGUGGAAGACACAAGGCCAGUAAUGGACAGAAACACUGAGGAGCAAGUUGGUACCUAUGCAGAAGGAACCAGCAAAUGGCCCACGGAGGAAAACAGACCUCAGGGGAAGCCCAGUACUAAGAAAUCACAAAGCAGUAAGGGACAGGAGGGAGAAAGCUGUCUGAGAACUUCCGACUGUGGCCCAGGACUUUGCUGUGCUCGACAUUUUUGGACAAAAAUUUGCAAGCCAGUUCUACUAGAGGGACAAGUCUGCUCCAGGAGAGGGUAUAAAGACACUGCCCAAGCCCCGGAAAUCUUCCAGCGCUGCGACUGUGGUCCUGGACUGUCGUGUCGAAGUCAGGCAACUGGUAACCGGCAACAGACAAGGCUAAGAGUGUGCCAAAGAAUAUGAGUUGUAAAAACAUGGGACUCCUCGUGCUCACACAG